Messenger RNA from Ixodes scapularis (black-legged tick), 3624 nucleotides. Its product is annotated as nucleolar protein dao-5. The record is from RefSeq and is a predicted model, not a curated record. Lineage: Eukaryota; Metazoa; Arthropoda; Arachnida; Ixodida; Ixodidae. Bases 344 to 2875 code for a protein of 843 amino acids. The transcript has a single exon.
GCUUCAGGAAAAGAUAAAAAAAGGGGAAAACACUUUCAAGAGCGCAGGCCUAGUGGUCAUUGCUUCGUGCUUUGUCUCGUUGAAUGAUUGCUGCGUAUGAACUUUUACCACCCGUAGCUUUUGCGUCUCGCACUGCGGAGCGCCUUUGGAUCAAGUUCUGCGGCUCUGCUGCUCGCAGGAAACACUUCGUCGUGUUGAUCGCUACUCCCAUCCCGAUUUGUAGCGCUAGCAUCUCGGAAGCAGCGAUGGUUAGCUGUACCUUCAAACUUCGCACUAAAAAGUAAGUCGACUACGGCAAAAACCUACGCUCCUCGCUUGCUUCGACGCAACCUUGCUUCUAAAGAUGGAAAAGCGCGACACAGUCGGUGGUUCAGCGAACGUCACCGAAAACUCUCCGAUCGCCGGUGCCGGUAAUGGCUGUGUGGCGGGUCGACAUGCCGACGAGGCGAGCUCGACUGCCGAUGUGAUCGCUGAUCGCUCAGCGCGGCCGUAUGACCGCGGCGAGACGAUUGAGGACAUCUUGUUGGAACUCAACGCGACGAGUCGGAGCGCUGUUCCUGCGCCCGUGGAAACGCCGCAAGCCCCCGUUGAAGAGUCUGACAGAGAUUCAACGUGCGACAAGAAAACGGAAUCGAUCGCAUCGUCGGGUUGUGGUGCGCACGCUUUAGAAGAGGACGAUUUGCGCAACCCCGGCGUCGAUCCCGAGCCACGGUCUUCGGAGAUAGACUACGACGACUACAUCGUCGCCGAUGAGGCUAGCGCUGACGAGGGUACCACUCAAGAUGACUGUGCCACAAAAGACGAAAAUGAAGAUCGCGUGCCGCUUCCACCAUCUGGUAACGACAACAACGGUGAAGAGAAAAACGAAUGCUCGGAAGCCGCCGCCACCUCUUCCGAAAAAGCCGGUGGUACAGUCGUAGCCGAGACCGUGAAAGUGACGCAGCUUGAUAGUCCAGUCAAGUCCAUGGUCGGGAGUCAGGAAUCGGGUGAGGUGAAGGAAUCCAAAAUGUCGAGCGGUCCAGUAUCUGAAGUGCCCGGAACGCCACGUAGGACCGGCCGUCAGAGAAAUGCUCCGCAGAGGUUGGCGGACGGCACCGAGAAACGUUCCCCUGAACGUAAGCAGACCGGACCCCAAAAACCGGCUGCAGAAGCCGCCGCGGCAGAACUUUUAACAGUUGACCAGAACCAUCAUGCAGAAGCUGUACCGAACGGCAACGGCAAUCUAGCUGGGCAGACGUACAAGGUAUCUCCCGGGAAACAGCAUUUGACCAAAGCACAAAGAAAGCUCAUGGUUGACGAUGAAGUGCCUGCAUUGCCAAAGCAAGUGACCCCGAGAAAGCGUGCAAGUAAAUUAAUCGUGGAGGAAGCUGCUGUUCCCCCUGAAGCAUCUGUCAUUGUGAAACCAGAAAUCUUUUCGGAUGGUGACAAUCCUCUGAUUGAAUGCAAAACAAAGGCAUCACCCAGGGGUAAGCGAUUGACCAAAGUGCAGAGCCAAGGUGCACUUGAAGAUCAAACAUCUGCAUCGCCCAAAAAGGGUACUCCGAGAAAACGAGUUGCUACACCAGCUGUGGAACAAAUGACAGCCAAGGCCCCCACCAAUGGUAAUGAACCAGGCAUUCUUUCAGGAAGUGAUGUUCCUCUGGUCAUACACAAAACCAAGCCACUGCCCAGAGCCAAGCAACCACCCAAGGCCAAGCAAUUACCUAUUUCUUCCAAAAAGGGUACAUCAGGAAAACGUGUAACCACGGAAGAAGCCUUGCUUCCUGAAAUUGCUGGAACUGAUGCCCAGGCAGAAGUCUUUUCGGAUGAGGAUGCUCCCUUAGCAAAACGUAGAAAGAAGCAAUCUUCUGCAAGUAACAUGCUGACGAAAGUGCAGAAACAGCUUGCAUUAGAGAAACUACCAUCUGGUUUGCUAAAACGGGGCACAUCAACAGAACAUGCAUCCAGGUCAGCUUCAGAUGUGCCCGCUGUUGCAAACAGCACCGUCCAGCCAGACUUUCUCUCUGAUGAUGAGGAACCACUUAAUAAACGCAAAACAAAGGCUUCACCUAAGAAGCAGGCAGUCAGAGCAAAAAAACAGUUAACACUUGAAGAACAACCACAGGUCACAUCCGGUCGAGCGGUGCCAAGAAAGCGUCGGAGCAACGUCGACGCAGGCCUUGAAGUGUCAUCUCCACCUAGAAAAGAACUAGAAGUGAAAACAAGAGGCAAGAAGCAGAGAACAGCAGCUGAUAAGGACCUGGAACUUCCAGCAGCAUCUGCUUUGGGGACUCUGUCUAAUGAGAACCAAGAGCCUUCUCUAGCCAAAAUGCAACAAAAGGCAGCAAAAAGUGUAAGAGCUUCGAAGAAACCUGGACAACUCAAAGGGCUUCCAACCGAGCCUGAUGAACAGCCUAUGGAGCAUGCAGAUGUAGUGCAGGAAAAGCAGGCUACAUUGGAAACUGAUCCUCUUCAGCAAGUGCAUCCUAAAGAGUCCCCGUCCAGUUCUCCACACCCCAGAUGCAUCUCGGGUAGUCUACAAAAUCAAGACCUGUGGACUCUGCGUGAUUCUCCCUCCUGGAGAGCGGAACAGUUUGUCUCGUCGGACCGUCUGCUGAGGGAGACCGUCUGCCUCGGCCUCCGUGAACGAGAGGUGACAACAGGUCCCGCUUUCUUGACUAUCGAGGUCCCUUCCUCGGGCCUCGACCCCAGACGGUGCUGGGGACCGAAGUCUGCUCGUAGAAGGCCCACCGUGGUUUUUGGUGGCUGUGAUCCUUACAAGAUGUAUGUGAAUGUGCACGGCACAAGGGUCCUGCUGCAGCAGUGGAGCCGGGUGUCCAACAUCACGCCGACUGUACGACUCACCGACAUGUUUGCUACAUUUUCUUUGAAGUGAUGUCACAAUUUUGUUGUGCACACUCAACAAAAGGUCUAUUGCAAGGCUUUUUGUUCAGUGAUGUCAGAAUUUUGUUCAUUUCCUCUUCAUAUUGCUAGUGUACUCAAAAUAUGGCUGGCUGGGUUUGUUCUUGGAUUUUAGAAGUUUUUUUCGGAAAGUUAUUUGUGGUCGAGCAACUUUUUCUGAAUGCAAAGCAUUUCGUCGAUUGUCAUGGUACAUGAUGUGUUUACUCCACAGCAGCGUUUUGUGGUUUAUUCCACACACCUUUAAGGUGGACUUGAGAGUAUGAAUUGGAUAGAUUUUGACAUUGUGACAGGCCAUCUUGUUUUUCUGUUUUACACAUAUCCGUAGCGAAUUGUAGUUUGAACAUGUACCGACGGGGGACUUGGUCUCUUUGGAUGUGCUGCACGUGUUUCUAGACUGUGCUGCUUGGUGGUUUAGAUGUAUACUAAACACCUUGAUUACCAACCUCCAUAUUCAUAUCCCGUGUGGAUGUUGGGCACACCGUCGUAAAAUUGGAGUCCCGGUUUUUUUUAUUUUAAAGUGCUUCUGCGGCUUGGUUGGGAAAAAAAGUGAAGGUUUUUUGGUUUUUUUUUAUUUCCAUCAACAUUUGGCAGGUGCAUUUGCAGAUGUGCAAAACAGUUGUACCUCGGGAAUCUGCUGCCAUCGGCAGUUUCACCCCAUCAUUCCUCGCCAACAAUGUAUGUUUUUUACACCAUUGUUCAUAUAUUAAAACAUUUGUAGACGUU